Messenger RNA from Cladocopium goreaui, 468 nucleotides. Lineage: Eukaryota; Dinophyceae; Suessiales; Symbiodiniaceae. The record is from the annotation of a GenBank genome assembly.
AUGUUGAGGUCACUGGUCUUUCUCCUGUUGGAGGUGGCCGUGGGGUCAAAGAUCCCCACCAUCCUUUGGGGACAAAAACCCGAUAGGCUGUACUUGUCCUUCCCGCUGAAGGAUGUGAGAGAACCUGAGGUGGAACUGGAGGAGAGAAGGCUUUACUUCAAGGGCAUUAGUCAGGGACAUCAGUACGAGGUGGAUUUGAAGCUCUUGCGCGGCAUCAAUGUAUCCACCAGCAAGUACGACAUGGGUGAAAAGGCGGUCUCGUUCGACCUCCCCAAGUUGGCCAAUGAGCCCUGUUGGAAACGCCUCACGCGCAGCAAGAAGAUGCAAGCCUUCAUUAAGAAGGACAACCAGCGGUUGUACCCGGAGGAAUGCUAUCGACAGAUGCUGCAGUGGAGAGAAGUCAGGGCCACAGAUGGAGCCACAGAUGGAGCCCUGGGAAAUCCUGGGAAAUCCUGGGAAUAUGGAUGA